AAUUAAAUAACAUCUACCACGGACAUGAAUGACCACCUCUGUAAUUUAUUGGGAGAAAAACACACCGAGAGAGACACUCUUGAAAGAGAAGUUGACUAUAGGCCCGUUAUUAUUUUCUAGUUUGGAAAAGUCGGUGGUAGUUACAUUCUGGAUGAUGUUUUUGUCCACACUAUACUUACCAUAUCCACUUAACCAUUUUUAAUUCAUUCAAUUCCACCAUUCAACUCAUCAUUACUUCAUCACUCAUUUCAGAUUCAGACUCAGAGUAACACUCACAAACAACAGAACACAACACACUCUCUUUAUCAUGGAUGGUCUCAUCAAGGGCUUGAUCGACGUAGCACUCGGCGGCAACAACGAUCGCGAUCAAGAUAACGACGAUGAUCGUCAAUCACGAGACGAACGAUCCAGAUCCUCUUGGGCGGAGGUCGUUUCCGGAGAUCAGGAUUCCGAUCACCGUCCACAGCCUCAGCAGAAGCAGGAGGAGUGGCAAUCCGAAGGUUCUAGAAUCUCCAAUAGACCUCACAACUACAAGAAGGAGGAAGUAGAACCAUGGCAAAAGGAUAGUAACCGUCAAAGGCCUAAUAAGUCAGAUGAAGAUAACAACGAUGGAUGGCAGACUGUGGGCAAACCUUCAAGACAGACACACAAGGUUCCAAAGGAUAACUGGAACAGCUAUAAACUUCCUUCUGAUGAGCAACAAUACUCCAAUGAAGUUGAAGUUGGUGCCAGAGUAGAGCCCUCAGAAGAUGAACUGGCUGAUCUAUCAAGGGCUUGUGAAAAACUCUGGGAACUGGAUUUAAGUCGUUUGAUACCUGGCAAAGACUAUGAAAUUGACUGUGGUGAAGGGAAAAAAGUUUAUCAAAAGGAUGAUAUGGCGCAGGGAAGCUUGUUUACAUGGGUUAGUGAUGAUGUAUUCCGAAAGCCUACUUAUGCUCGAUUUCUUUCACUGUUAGAUAAUUACAAUCCACAUCAAGGAUCUAAGGAGGUUGUCACAUCUGAAGAGAAACAAGAGCAAGCUUCUUUCAUAGAAGAAAUUAGUAGAACAGCCCCAAUAAAGUAUCUUCACAAGUUUCUUGCAUCCAAAGGAAUCACAUCAGGGAGUUCCCAAGAUUUCAAAAGAUUGUUGACCAGUUUGUGGUUUGAUCUUUAUAGCCGAUGUGGAACUUCUGGUUCCUCUUCCGCUUUUGAGCAUGUUUUUGUUGGAGAAAUCAAACAAAGCAGUGAAGUUUCUGGAUUUCAUAACUGGCUGCAGUUUUACCAUGAAGAAGCAAAUGGAAAAGUUGAUUAUCAAGGCUAUAUUUUUCCCCGUCGACGGGGUGAAACUCCUGACUCUGAAACCCAGCUUCUGACAAUUCAAUUUGAAUGGAAUGGUGUUCUGAAAUCUGUAUCAAGUACUUUGGUCGGAGUGAGCCCUGAAUUUGAAAUUGCUUUGUAUACCCUGUGUUUCUUCGCUGGUCAGGAAGAUAACCACAUUCAGCUUGGUCCAUAUGCAGUUAAUAUCAAGUGCUACCAUUUAGGCAAUCAAAUUGGAUCUGUUUUCCCCAUUGCAGAUUCAUGAAUGUUCAAUUGCAAGCAAUGAUAGUAGAGUUUCCCUGUUGAAUUGAAAUCAUAUCUUAUGCAUAUUUGGUGUGUACCUUGUAGCUCAUAGCUGUAAAAACAACAAUAUCAGUUAGAUCUACUAGUAUAUGGUAAAGACAGUAUUGAGGGGAGUAUACAUUUGAUACCUUUUUAUUUUUUAUCUUUGAUAGUUUGCAACUUUUUGGUAAUUCAUUACCACAAUUCAUUUAUGUUAUUGUGUAUUAUUGUUAAA
This is a messenger RNA of Lathyrus oleraceus (garden pea), 1813 nucleotides long. RefSeq lists its product as uncharacterized. Gene Ontology annotation, molecular function: RNA endonuclease activity. The transcript has 7 exons. The coding region runs from base 308 to 1561 and encodes 417 amino acids. Lineage: Eukaryota; Viridiplantae; Streptophyta; Magnoliopsida; Fabales; Fabaceae. The record is from RefSeq and is a predicted model, not a curated record.